UAACGGUGGACCACACCAAAAAAAUUUAAUGAGCGAUGUGAGAGGGCCAAACCCUUUUCAUCUCAGUACUAAACCCUUCUCUCUCUCUCUCUCUCUCACCCAUACCCACGGCGGCUGAAGACUCCCUCUUCCAUGGCUGAAACCCAUUUUUUCCACUACCAUCUUCCACUCUCUUCUCAAAUCAAUGCCAUGGCGACGUUCAUGCCAGCCCUGAGAAGCUUUUCAAGCAUGGGAACAAUACGAGAUGCGGGACCUAAAAUGCAAACGAUCUUGGUCUUUGGGAUACAACCAUCGUUUGGGAGCUCCUUCAAUAUUCCAUCUAUGUCUAUGUUCGCCAUUUCUCUUUUAUUUCAGAUCAGAAGAUCACAAAAGACUAUUACAAAUUAGUUUAGGAGAAACUAAGAAAGAGAAGAAAUAGAAACAGAGGUUUACUUACCUGCUUAGCUCAGCUCGUGCGGUAUCCGGAUGAUGGAUAUGAUCGCAUCUGGAACCGUUUACUAUUUGACGAAUGGAUUCCAAUUUCCACAAGUUCAACUGUUUACUCCCUGAGCACUGAUAACGCUUAUAACAUACCAGAUGUAGUGUUGAGGACUGCUGCCAAAUCACAAAACUCUACCACUCCAUUGAGCUUGCACUUCAGUCCACCAGAUUCUCUUUCACAAUGUUAUGUUUACUUUCACUUUGCUGAGAUUGAGAAGCUUGAAAAUGGCCAGCAGAGGGAAUUGACAAUUUUGUUGAAUGGUGAGAGGUAUCUGACAGAAUCUGUUACACUUGAUUAUCUAAACUCACGGACCAUACUCCCGACUGAGCUGGCAAUUAUGGGAGAACAGCUUGAAUUUUCAAUAACUGCAGCUGAGGGAAGUAAGUUUCCUCCAAUCCUCAAUGCUGUAGAGAUUUUUGUGUCAAAGGAGCUCCCAAAUAAAACAACUGCCAUACAAGAUGUUGAAGCCAUCAUGGAAAUCAAGAAACUGUACAAGUUGACUAGAAACUGGCAAGGCGAUCCAUGUGUCCCGAGGGAAUACUCAUGGGAUGGUUUGCACUGCAGUUACAUCUAUACUAUUCCAAGUAUUAUAUCAGUGAACUUGAGCUCAAGCAAUUUGACUGGGAAGAUUGCAACUUCAUUCUUGAAUCUCAAAACAAUAGAGUCCUUGGAUUUGUCAUACAAUGACUUAACUGGGCCACUGCCAGAAUUUUUGGCACAACUGCCAAAUUUGUACACUCUUGAUUUGCAUGGGAACAAGUUCACAGGUUCAAUUCCUGAGGAUCUUCUGCAGAAGUCUAGGGAUGGGACGUUGGUGUUGAGUGUGAACGAAAAUCCAGAUCCUUGUCAGUCAGUUGCAUGCAAGAGAGGGAAGAAAAAGGAGUUUGUUAUUCCAGUUGUUGCAUCGUCCACAGCAGCAGUCCUGCUCCUUCUGUUCAUCUUUAGUCGUCUGGCUAUCUAUAAACAGAAAAGAAAUGGAGGUAUGGUUACCAAAUCCAAUAUCAGAUCAAAGAAUCAACGGUAUAGCUACUCUGAGGUUGUGAGCAUUACUAAUAACUUCGAAACCAUCAUUGGAGGAGGAGGAUUUGGUAAAGUGUACCUUGGUAAACUGAAAGAUGAAGUUCAAGUAGCUGUUAAGUUGCUCUCUCCUUCAUCAAACCAAGGCUAUAAGGAAUUUCAAGCUGAGGCACAACUCUUGAUGAUUGUUCAUCAUAGAAACUUGGUUUCUCUUGUUGGAUACUGUGACGAGGAUGACCAGAAGGCUCUCAUAUAUGAGUAUAUGGAAAAUGGCAAUUUGCACCAGCAUUUAUCAGUGAAAAACACAUAUGCGAUGACUUGGAAUGAGAGACUUAAUAUUGCAGUGGAUUCAGCAAAUGGGUUAGAGUAUCUUCAUAAUGGUUGCAAGCCGCCUAUAAUUCAUAGAGAUUUGAAAACUUCCAACAUUUUAUUGACUGGACAUAUGCAAGCCAAGAUAGCUGAUUUUGGGUUGUCUAGAAUCUUUGCAACUGAAAGUGACUCUCACGUGUCCACUUGCCCAGCUGGCACAUUAGGAUACCUUGAUCCAGAAUAUCAAGCAUCGGGAAACUUUAGGAAAAAAAGUGAUGUCUAUAGUUUCGGUAUUGUUUUGUUUGAACUAAUCACUGGUCAGCCUGCAAUAAUGAGAGGACUUGAGAAAAACACUCACAUACUUGACUGGAUUUAUCCAAUAAUUGAAAGUGGGGAUAUUCAAAGUGUUGUUGAUCCAAGGUUACAAGGAAAAUUCCACACCAAUUCUGCCUGGAAAGCUGUGGAGAUUGCCUUGUCUUGCAUACCACCAAUUGCAAGCCAAAGGCCAGACAUCAGUCAAGUAUUAGCAGAACUAAAAGAAUGUUUGGCUUUGGAGAUGACUAAUGCAAGCAUGGCAACUGAGCGUAAUAUGGCACCUUCAAGCAUUCCACUUGAAACAUCCUACUUAGAGCUUGAAUCAGAUAUUGCUGCCCUUGCUAGGUAGUUGUUAAACAAAAUUUUUGUGGUCAAGUUUUCCUUCCAUGCGAUAUGCUCAUAUGAGAAAUUUUUAGAAUUACAUUGGUAGUUCAAGAAUUUCUUUUAUUCAUGUUUAAUGUUUUGUAUCUUUUUCAAUUAAGUACGAAUGAUGUAUUACGAUGUAUUUCUGUUGUUUUUGAUGGGCAUAUCGAUAUAAUGAUGUAAAAUUUUUAUUA
Quercus lobata is the source of this 2679-nucleotide messenger RNA. Its product is annotated as putative leucine-rich repeat receptor-like serine/threonine-protein kinase At2g19230. The transcript has 12 exons. NCBI's taxonomy places the organism in Eukaryota, Viridiplantae, Streptophyta, Magnoliopsida, Fagales, Fagaceae. The record is from RefSeq and is a predicted model, not a curated record. Gene Ontology annotation, molecular function: ATP binding; protein kinase activity; protein binding. Gene Ontology annotation, biological process: protein phosphorylation. Bases 819 to 2471 code for a protein of 550 amino acids.